CUGUCGGACCUCAGGUAUAGCUUACCCUCCCUUUCAGGCCGAUUAAACUUGGUUGAUUUGGCUGGAUCUGAAAGAGUUUCGCAGACGAACGCCACUGGUCAGUUGCUCAAAGAAGCACAGGCCAUUAACAAAUCCCUGUCCGAGUUGGGUAAUGUCGUGUUGGCACUUCGACAAAAUCAGAAACACAUUCCAUUCCGAAACUGCCAACUCACGAGGAUUCUUGAGGAUAGUCUAAAUGGCGAUAGCAAGACACUGGUCAUCGUCCACCUGUCACCCGAUGCAGUUCAUUGCAACGAAAGUGCGAGCAGCAUGAGCUUUGCCGAGAAAAUC
Messenger RNA from Cooperia oncophora, 330 nucleotides. The record is from the annotation of a GenBank genome assembly. Lineage: Eukaryota; Metazoa; Nematoda; Chromadorea; Rhabditida; Trichostrongylidae.